Molecule: messenger RNA, 1029 nt
Organism: Merops nubicus (carmine bee-eater)
Lineage: Eukaryota; Metazoa; Chordata; Aves; Coraciiformes; Meropidae
Gene: RIC3
Product: RIC3 acetylcholine receptor chaperone
Exons: 5
Coding region: 19-1029 (336 amino acids)
Biological process (GO): synaptic transmission, cholinergic; protein localization to cell surface
Cellular component (GO): neuron projection; intracellular membrane-bounded organelle; neuronal cell body
Source: RefSeq, a predicted model, not a curated record
GGUCGCUUUCCACCGAGGAUGCAUCUCCAGGCUGCCCCCGACAGCAGAGCAGCCCCGCACUUCCCAAGGUCUCACCUGGCUGAAGCAGUUGCCAAAGCCAAGGCAGGUGGAGGUGCUGGUGGAAGCGCUGGUGGAACUGGGAGAGGUCUCGUGGGACAGAUCAUCCCUAUAUAUGGAUUUGGCAUCUUUUUAUAUAUCCUGUACAUUUUAUUUAAGCUGGCUUCCAAGGGAAAAACUGCUGCUGGAGAGCGGAAAUGCCCUCCUGUGGCACCUGGAAACAUGAAGAGGAAAAUCACUGACUACGAGCUCACUCAACUCCAGGAAAAACUGAGAGAGACAGAAGAAGCUAUGGAAAAAUUAAUCAACAGAGUGGGACCUAACUGUGACAGGACUAAAAAUGUUACAACAGACCAGGAAAAAAGGUUACUGCAGCAACUCAGAGAAAUUACUAGAGUUAUGAAAGAAGGAAAAUUCAUCGAUGGCAUCUCUCCUGAGAAGGAAGCUGAAGAAGCUCCUUACAUGGAGGACUGGGAAGGUUAUCCAGAAGAGACCUAUCCUGUCUAUGAUAGUUCCGAUUGCUUCAAGCGCAAACAGGACACAAUCCUUGUAGACUACCCUGACCUGAGCCAGCCCUCUGCAGAGGAGCUGGCAGAAAGAAUGGAGGGCAUGGAAGAUGAGGAGCAUCUGUGCAAUGAAGCCCUGCUAUCUCAUCUCACCAAGGGAAGAGCCAGCCAUGAUUUCAUGCAGAAAAAGGAUGAGUUAACUGGCACCAGUGAGGAGGAGAGGGACCUUCAGCACAGCCAAAGCGUUGAAGAGUGCUGCUGUUGUUACAAGAGUGAUGAUCCUGCUGUCAUAGCAGAGAAUGCUGGAUUCCACUCUGAGAGCUGCAGCGAAGCAGAGGAGUCAACCCAAGAGGACCUGUCUGUGGAGUCAGAAGGUGAAAAUGCAGCACUGAGAAAGCAGAAAGCCGGCGAUGCAGCUGAAACGGGCACGCUGAGAAAGCGCAACAUGAAAGGACCUGAGGAAUAG